This is a messenger RNA of Microsporum canis CBS 113480, 508 nucleotides long. Its product is annotated as 40S ribosomal protein S25. Gene Ontology annotation, molecular function: structural constituent of ribosome. The transcript is spliced from 4 exons. The record is from RefSeq and is a predicted model, not a curated record. Gene Ontology annotation, cellular component: cytosolic small ribosomal subunit. The coding region runs from base 24 to 317 and encodes 97 amino acids. Lineage: Eukaryota; Fungi; Ascomycota; Eurotiomycetes; Onygenales; Arthrodermataceae.
AACGAUCCGCAAGUUCAUCCAAAAUGGCACCAUCAGCAUCCGCCGGCGGCAAGAAGCAAAAGAAGAAGUGGUCAAAGGGAAAGGUCAAGGACAAGGCCACCCACGCCGUCAUUCUCGACAAGGCCACCUCCGAGAAGCUCUAUAAGGAUGUCCAGUCCUACCGAUUGAUCACUGUCGCGACCCUUGUCGACAGACUAAAGGUCAACGGUUCUCUGGCCCGACAGGCCCUUGCCGAUCUCGAGGAGAAGGGUCAGAUCAAGAAGGUUGUUGGACACUCAAAGAUGAACAUCUACACCCGUGCCGUUGCUGCCGAGUAAAGGAAACCCCUUAGGAUUUCCUUUUUGCUCUCCUUCUGUAUUACUCCGGCGUUACCUUACGUUUACUUGACACGGUUUCAUCAUCUCAUGUAGCGACGACGAGAAAUAUUAUGACUUUUUCUCGUCCCCCCCCCCCCUCUUCCAUUAGUGCCUGCUCUUUUAUUCCAUUGGGUGGAACGAAAAUGGGGAAA